This is a messenger RNA of Fraxinus pennsylvanica, 324 nucleotides long. The record is from the annotation of a GenBank genome assembly. NCBI's taxonomy places the organism in Eukaryota, Viridiplantae, Streptophyta, Magnoliopsida, Lamiales, Oleaceae.
AUGGCCAAAAAUGUUGCUGAAAUAACCAGUUUGGCUUCCCUCGAUCAAAGACUAGCCAUUGCCAAGCGUUGUUCUCAUGAAGGUGUGGUGGCGGGAGCCAAAGCAGCUGUCGUGGCUUCCAUUGCAACUGCAAUUCCUACUGUGGCAAGUGCAAGAAUGAUGCCUUGGGCUAGAGCCAAUCUCAAUCCCACUGCUCAAGCCCUAAUCAUCUCCACAGUGGCUGGAAUGGCGUAUUUUAUUGUGGCUGACAAGACUGUUCUGGCUACGGCACGUCGGAAUUCCUUCAAGCAAGCUUCUCCCGGUGACAACUUUAUCGAACCGUGA